AUGAAGGAAGCUUCUCCUGAUCCACCCAAUAUAGAUGGCAGUCGCUCUGGUGCACAACCCGCAGCGCCCACUGCUCAGGGCUUGAAUGAGCACACCAACAAGACUCAAAACAAAGACUUCAACGAAAAACAAAAUGGCAGCUCUGGUUCUGUCAAUGGUGGUGAUCAUCAAGGUCUCAGUCGAAACAACUCUUCUCUUCUCAAGGCCCUCUCUGCUGGCGAUGUCCCAUCUCACACAUCGUCUCAGGCUGCACGGCCGGGGUCUGUCCUAGAGACUCCCAACAAGGCCGAGGAGCCAUCACAAGAGAACCCCAAUCAAACCAGUAAGAUGAACAGAUUCUUCGCUGAAGUUAAGCGAAGCGUCAAAAUUUCCAUCUUCCACAGCUGGCUCAACAUCCUCCUCAUCUUCGUCCCUGUUGGUAUUGCAGUAUCCCAGGUAGAUGGCAUCAAUGGAGGUAUUGUUUUUGGUCUCAAUGCAGUCGCAAUUAUUCCUCUUGCUGGUCUCUUAGCUUAUGCUACCGAGUCCGUUGCAAGGAAGAUGGGCGAUGCUCUCGGCGCGUUGCUCAAUGUCACUUUUGGUAUGAGCAUGCUUCUUGGUGGCUUGCGCUUCAGAGAGCAAGUCUAUAACAGUACUGUCACACAAAUGAGUGCCUGUUUGCUCAGUUUGAGUGUUAUCAGUCUUGUUCUGCCGGUCCUUCUGCUUGUAUACGUCAUCUAUCUCAUGUUCCAGCUGAAAUCUCAUGCUUACAUGUAUGAGUCGACUCCUCAGCAUAUCAUCGAUGCUGAGUUGGCCCCUGGACCCGCUGCCGGCCUUCUGGAUUCUUCCAGCUCUGACGAUAGUUCAUCUUCAAGUUCGGAUUCAUCUGACUCUGACUCAUCUCAUGGUACAAUGCGAAAGAAAAUGAAGAAGGUCCUGCGCAAUAGGCGGCAUAGGAGAUCUAGCACUGCUUCGGUUGACACCGCUGAUACCAAAGGAACCCGCACUGCUUCGUUCACAACGACAAGCACCACCCCACAGGAUGAGGUCUCUGAGGCCGCAGCUUCGCGUCAUCGUAUUCCUCGCUUCCCAUCCUACGAGGGUAGUGAGAGUGCCAUUGAAGAAGAGGAUGAAGAAGAGGCAAAGCGUUCACGUCGACGACGUCGAUAUCGCCGACACAGGCACCGCAAGAGCAAAAAGCAGGCCCGUGAUGCCAAGAAGGCCGCAGGUGUUGCUAAGAUACAGAAUGAGCUGCCCGAAAAUUCUCCGCAGAACAACGAUGAAGGUGAACCUCGACGUGUGGACUUCGCCGUCCAGGAUGACAUAGAGGCUGGUCCCUCAAACACCGGCAAACGGCCAUUCCCCCUUCGAGGAUUGUCCGUCAAAAAUAUCGCCCCCGUUUUCGCUGAAAAGUCGGUGGUUACAUCUACUCCUGUCCCUCACGUUCGCUAUGGAAUCAGACGUACAAAUUCUCUUCCGGACCGUCUCCAGUUUCGAGCGCCAGGUGCCAUGCUGCCCUCUUCUGUUCCUCCGAUCUUAACUGCCCCUGGUGCUCAAAUGAUCGCCAAGGAACAGGAGAACGAAGAAGAACACCUCACCCAGACUGGCGCCAUCAUUCUUCUCCUCGCCUCCACAGCUCUGGUUGCAGUUUGCGCUGAAUUUCUGGUUGAUUCUAUUAAAGAUGUCGUCAAGAAUUCUAGUGUCAACGAGGUCGGAAUUGGUCUCAUCAUUCUCCCUAUUGUCGGCAACGCCGCUGAACAUGUCACCGCCAUCAAGGUCGCAUACAAAAACCAUAUGGAUCUCGCGAUCGGUGUUGCUGUAGGCAGUUCCAUUCAAAUUGCUCUACUCCUUACACCCGUCAUGGUUAUCCUCGGAUGGAUUAUGGACAAAGACAUGUCUCUUUACUUUACACUAUUUGAGACUGUCUGUCUGUUCGUUUCGGCGUUUAUUGUCAACUUUCUUGUCCUUGAUGGAAGAAGCAAUUAUCUUGAAGGUGCUCUGCUCUGUGCGGUGUACAUCAUCAUUGCUGUUGUGGCCUUCUUCUAUCCCAAUAAAGAUGAAGCCAGCGAGUGGGGAGGAGGCACUUAG
This is a messenger RNA of Fusarium musae, 2064 nucleotides long. RefSeq lists its product as uncharacterized. The record is from RefSeq and is a predicted model, not a curated record. Lineage: Eukaryota; Fungi; Ascomycota; Sordariomycetes; Hypocreales; Nectriaceae. Gene Ontology annotation, biological process: calcium ion transmembrane transport; intracellular calcium ion homeostasis. Gene Ontology annotation, molecular function: calcium:proton antiporter activity. Bases 1 to 2064 code for a protein of 687 amino acids. Gene Ontology annotation, cellular component: fungal-type vacuole membrane. The transcript has 3 exons.